Molecule: messenger RNA, 5304 nt
Organism: Plasmodium knowlesi strain H
Lineage: Eukaryota; Apicomplexa; Aconoidasida; Haemosporida; Plasmodiidae
Product: SICAvar, type I
Exons: 10
Coding region: 1-5304 (1767 amino acids)
Source: RefSeq, a predicted model, not a curated record
AUGGCUGGGAAAUUCGCAGGAGUAUUGGCAGAAUGGUACAAGAGUACGGGGAAAAAUGGCGAUGCCUAUGUGAAAUUGGAGAAAGAAAUGAAGGAUACGUUUGAAGAAUUGGGUAAUUACUUGAAAGGGGCGAGCGAUCCAACAGGAGUGGCAGCCGCAUGUUCGAGGGUACCCGAAAGGUACUGGGUCUAUACAGGAAGGAGCCAGGACAAAUUACUUUGCAAGGCUCUACUGAGAGUAGUAUAUUGGAUGAAUGGAUUAGAUGAGUGGGCCCGCAGCAGGAGUGAUGGGGCAAAUGAAAAGGAACUAAAGGAAUAUUUAAGGUGUAUAAUAGGACACGCAGCUAUGAUAAGACUUCUAAGUAAUAAAUGUCAAGUGGUGGAUAUUGUACAAGCAGUUCAGAAGGCUCAGGCAAAUGUAGCAGGGAUCAUUGAUAAAGAAAAUCUUAAUAAAAAGUGCGGAUGGGUUACAUUAGAACAUAUGAAAUUCAGUUCAAAAUUUUUGGGCAAAACCUUGGUAGAAUGGGUAAACGAACAAAACAGGGCACAGGGAUGGUCAAGUACGUACAUUAAUUGGACAAUGUGCCCGAAGAAGGGGACAUGGGAUCAUGGAAAAAUAGAGGAAGAAAAAGAUAAAAGUAAGGGAAUUCUGGAUUUGGUAAAGGAGAAGAAGGCCAGGGAAUUACACGAAAAAGUUUAUCAGCAGGGGAGUUCAACGUCGCCUGGAAGUCCAGCGUCUGCCGUUGAUCCGACGUCCCCUGUUGGUCCGACGUCUCCCCACGGAAGUCCAACUGCAUCGGAAGACAUAUUAGAACAAUUCCUGCAGAACGCAGAAUCGUGUAAAGCAGAAGAAAAAGAUAACAUGCAGAACUGUCUAAGGAAAAAACUGGACUUAACAAUAGGUAAACCAUGUGGUGACAGCAGUAGUAAUUUCUGUAGUCGUGUGGAUUGCAUAUUGAAGAAGAAGAAGGAAAUGAAUGACAGUUCUACAGGGAAGACGGUAACAGAGAAUAAAGUGCGGGAGGAAAUAAAAACGGAAGUCACCUCAUUCGACAGCGCCCUGUCUAACAAUGCGGCAAGGGACAACGAUAUAGACACUCUGUGCAAGGACGUUAAAUGUACCAACGACGGUAAUGAAGAGCACUGUGUGAGGAAGGAAACAUGCAAACUUAUUGUUAAAGCACUAAAGGACAUACAUCAAAUCAAGAAAGAAGACGGAUCCCGUUCUGAUGGGGACAGAGAGAAUGACCGAAUAUUUAAAUCUACCAUUCACUGUAUGGCGCUUAAUGCCCUUAUACACAAAUUGAAGAAAGAGGCGGAAGAAGGUGGUUAUGGUUGUGCCGUCGAAGACGGCAUAGAGAAGGCCUUUAAGGUGGCAGAUGAUAAUCGCAGUGUGUGGUGUAAGGAGAAAGUUAAGGGGAGUGGUAAUGAGAAGGGUUCCUGUGAGUCAUGCGGGAAGGACAAUCAGUGCGUCAGUACUGAAGUGGGGGGAAUUAAGCCCAGGGAUGUAGUGUUGGGUAUGUUAAACAACGACACCACCCCCAACAUACAACCAACAUUAGAGGGAUUACAUAGUCAAGCCACUUUAUGUGAUCGUCUACACUGUGCUAUAAACCAAUGGAAGACAACAACAACAGCAGCAGGAACAAGAACAACAACAAAAGCAGGAACAGGACAAAUCAACGACGAAGAAUUUUGGAAAGAGCAUGGCCCCAUGAGGACAUUGUGGGAAGAAUUGGCAGAGAAAAUGAAGGCAACUAAUGGAACAGGGAAUGGAGAAUGUGACUCAUUUGAAACUGAAGCUGAGAAGUGGGCAUGCAAGUAUUUGCAUGCCGGCUUCAAACAACUGUACGAGGGAACUUCGUCAGCAGGAGCUGGUAACGAUGGAGUUCUAGACAACCCAUCGUUUAGACAAACGAUGGGUUGUUUCUUACUUCACGCCUAUGCAAAUGAAAUGAAAAGGAAGGCAACUUGUAAUAUUGAAAAAGGGAUAAGCACAGCUUUCACAACUGCUGGUAGUGGUAAGGGUGGUACUGCUUGCAAUGGUGGUGCCAGUGGCAAGGGACCUUGUGUCCCUUGCCAAUGGCAAGAAAACAUCCUUAACACUUGCACAAUUAAAACAAAUGGCAGCGCCCCGGGCGCUGGCCCAGAUUCGAAUGUAGAGAACAAAUUAAAGACCAUCGUCAAUGACCAGGACUCCAAAAUAGAAGAAAUGCUAACUAAAAUAAAUGAAAGGACUUCUUUAUGUGACCAUAUGAAAUGUAUAGCAACCCAUUUAAGUUCCUCUACCGGACAACAACACUCAAAUACAACUGCGGACAACUUCUGGAAGGAUGAUGUUAAGAACUUGUGGAAAGAAUUGGUAGAGGAAAUGAGGAAGAAUGGAACAAAUGGGCAAGCUGAAUGUAAUGGAUUCGAUAAUCCAUCUGCGACAGUGGCAUGCAAUUAUUUGCAUGUCGCCUUCAAGAAAUUAAAGGAACUUUCAAAGUCCAUAAAGACUGACGGCACUAAGUACCCAAUCCUGCAUAAAGACCCAUCAUUUGCACAAACGAUGGGUUGUUUCUUACUUCAUUCCUAUGCAAAACAUAUGCAGAAGGAGUCCAUUUGUGAUAUUGAAAAAGGGAUAAAACAGGCAUUCAAAGCAUGGGAACCAAAUAAUACUGGUAAUUGCACGGGCAAUAGCCCGUGCAUUGAAUGUAAAUGGGAGGGUAAGGACUAUGACACUUGCCAAAUUAAAACAAAUGGAGGCACUGGCACCACAGUCCAGACGGCAGUAAAGGAGAAAUUGGAAGAAAUUGUCCAUAAAGACAAGGACCCCAACAUUAAGACAAUGCUAAAUAAAAUAAAUAAAAUGAAGACUUUAUGUGAUGGUUUAAAAUGUAUAGCAUCCCACUUAAAUUCCACAAACACACAAACGAAGCAGAGUGCGAGCAUAUUUUGGACGGAAGGCGGCGAAGUGGGACAACUGUGGGAAGAACUAUCCAACGCCAUGAAAACAAAUGGGGGUAAUAACAAAAGUGGAAAUGUAUGUACUGAAAUGGAUGAUGGCACCACUGGCACUGGUGGCAGUAGAACUGCCACCAACCCAGAAAGGAAGGCAUGCAAUUAUUUGCAUGCCGGUCUAAAGGCAUUGUACAAUGGUCCGACGACGACGGCGACGAAGUCGUCGUCGUCGACGACUCCAUUGUUGGACAACCCACUGUUAAGACAAACAGUGGGUUGCUUAUUACUUCACGCUUAUGCAAAACAAAUGCAAGGUAAAUCCCAAUGUGUUAUCACUUCCGGUUUAAAGAAGGCAUUUCAAAAUAAUAAUACUUCAUGCACGAACGAUAGUUCGUGCAUUAAAUGUGAAUGGGAAGACACCGACUAUGACAACUGCCAAAUUACCACAAAUGACAAAACUGAGAUUGCAAAAACCAAAGUUCAAGACAUGGUGAAGGGCGGCACAACUCUAACUACCACCAUGGAAGAAGUAAACAAAACAGAGUCCUUAUGUGAUAAAUUCCAAUGUGCCGCAUCCAAUUGGUUCAAAAACCACAGUAACGUUAAUAGUGGUACUACUAAGAACACUUCGUGUAACUUUUGGGAUGGCGCAGUUAGGACAACAUUGCAAGCGAUGUUCAAGCACAUCGAUGAAAAAGGAAAGACCGAAACUAAUGCUGCAUGCAAUGACUUUGGUGAUGGUAAUCCUGAUAGUGUUGAAAGAAAAGCAUGUAAUCAUAUCACAGCAGGUUUAGAACACAUUAACACACUUAGUGGUAGUGGUGGUAAUGAUAAUGACCAACUGCUCGCUCGAGCAGUUGGUUGUAUUGCUCUUAACAUGUACGCAGAUAAAAUAAUUAACGAAUCGAAAGAGAAAUGUCCCAUUCAUGAUACAAAAAUAAUAGAAAUGUUUAAUGAAUGGAAUAGAAUUAAUAAUUAUUCGUGUUUGGACUCUGGUGGUAGUGGUAAUGGUAAUAAUAAUUGUUUCGUUUGCCAAAGGCAAUGGGAAGACUUUAAGAUUUGCGAACUAAGUGUUUCCAACACUUUGAUUAAUACAACAUCAACAAAUGGAACUUGCUCUUCUAACAACACCAACAGAAAAGAAGUCCAAACUGAAUUAAACAAUCUCUUCGAAGACAAAAAUACCAUCAAAAUGAGCGAAACAUUAUCCACCAUAAAUAAAAUGGACGACAAUUUCUGUACUCAACUCCAAUGCGCAGCAAAACAGUACCAUACCAAAACAUUAAAGAAGAGUGGGACAGAACCUGUAUCUUGGGAAAACAUCAAAAGUGACGCCACGGAGGAAUUAACUGCACUUUUAAAAGAUAUGAACGACCCUACAAAGCAGUCGGCUGCUGAACAGUACUGCAGUGACAAAGACGCUAAAUGGGAUGCUUUAGGCCAUAAAAAAAGCAAAACAAAUAAAGCAGCUUGUUUGCUUUUCGCUGCAGGAUUAAAGCACAUUUAUAACCAAAAGAAGGGCCAAAGGAAUGGCCCAUCGUUUGGACAAACGAUGGGUUGUUUAUUUCUUAAAGAAUAUGCAAAACAAUUAAAAAAAAUGGCAGAAGAGAAGAGAAAAGGAAAUAGUUGGGUACAUCCUCUUUGUGACAUAGAGGAUGGUAUAAAUCACGCUUUUGAAAAAAGUGAGAACAUUAUGAAAGAAACAUCUCCAUGCAACAAGAAUGUUCCUAAUUCUUGUUUUGUGUGCACACAAAACGGAAGUUAUGAUGAUUGUAAAAUUGGCAAUGACAAAGUAGGAAGUAAAGUUAAUAAAUUAUUCAAAGAUCCGACGAAACAAACCCAUAUGCAACAAACAUUAGAGAAUACAGUCUGUCCCAUCCUUCUUACGGAUCUCCUUACCCCUUUUCUUCCUUUGGCUCCUGUCUCUAUUGGUCUUUCUGCUAUGGCUUAUUACCUUUGGAAGUAUUUUGGUCCUCUUGGUAAAGGAGGACCACGUUUCAGAAGAUCUCCUGCUGAAAUUCCUGGUCCAUCAAUACAGGACCAUGUUCUCGGUCAUGUGGAUGAAGGUGCUGCACAUGAAUAUCGUUUAGUGAAGGAACGAAAACCUCGUUCUGCUCCAACGAGAACGAAACGUUCUGGUCGCGUGAAUCGUCGCACGAUUAUUGAAAUUCAUUUUGAAGUGUUGGACGAAUGUCAAAAAGGGGACACACAAUUGAACCAGAAGGAUUUUCUGGAACUUUUGGUUCAAGAGUUCAUGGGAUCGGAAUUUAUGGAAGAAGAACAGGUUCCUAAGGAAGAGGUUCUUAUGGAACCUGUUCCUAUGGAACUUGUUCCAAAUUUAGGUUCCGGGUUUAUGGUUUAA